AUGACAUCAGCUGCUCACCAUGGUAUACACAACGUUCAGUGCCAAAACUCCCGUAGAGCUCUGGAGCAAGCUCACCACCUGCACCUCGGCGGCAAGGUCAGGAAACGAGCGGCCGCCGACAACGAUUAUGAAUGCGAAGCCUAUGAGGAGUACCUUGUGAGGGUAAAGGAAGUCCCUUGGCGUUUGUUAGCCAUUAUCUUCGCUGGAUCGAUAAUAACUGCCUCGAUCCUUCGAUUUGUUAUUUGGGUCAGCCGGUGGGUGUUGAGACAAUAUGUGAAGCAUCUUAUGGAAGCCGACCCUGAGGAGGGAGAGGCCAUUGUGAGGGGGGUUUGUAAGUCGAUUGGGAUUGAGGUUGAUGAUAAGAAAGUAGAAGUGGUUGAUGAGGUUGACUGGCUAGGAGAAGGCAUUGAGAAGACGGAAAAAGGGGAUGUGGUUCGACACUGCUCUGAGUUAGGCCUUUACUUCCAAGAACCAAACAUCUUUUAAGAGAAAAAAUUGAGAUAGGAAUGAAGAUCCGUCGUUUCCGAUCAGUGCCCAUUGUCCCGGCUGCCUCACAUGACCAUCGCUUGGUGGCCGGAGCCGAUUUCGCUGGUAAAGUGAUUCACUCUUAUAUACUAAAAUAAGGUUUUUUCGCUCAAUCAACUUCGGACUUUGGUCUAUAAGUUGACUCCGCAACGAGGAUAAACUUGCUGAAAUACCUCCACUAAGGUGGUUGAAGCGGGUGGUUAACCCACUCAAAAAGCGUACAAGCUUUCACCAGAG
Hyaloscypha bicolor E is the source of this 762-nucleotide messenger RNA. RefSeq lists its product as uncharacterized. The transcript has a single exon. The coding region runs from base 1 to 486 and encodes 161 amino acids. The record is from RefSeq and is a predicted model, not a curated record. Lineage: Eukaryota; Fungi; Ascomycota; Leotiomycetes; Helotiales; Hyaloscyphaceae.